GGGGAUAUGUCGACUGGAAAUGAAAGGAUUUCACUCAUACUCGCACUAGUUUAUAUAGCUGAUUUUGACUAUGUUGACCUGGUGGUGGGGGAACAUAAGUUUUACGGUAGUGGUCGUGGUAUCCUAAGGUGGCUUGUUCGAAACAAAACCACAUGAUCUCUUCUCCUUUUUCACUCUUCUUCAAACCGCCCAAACACACCAACACAUGGUAUCGCUGCUGUAUCCAAUUCCACCAACCCAACCCUUCUACUCCGAUUCAUCUCCCAUGGCGAUUCCUAAUAUCGGCUCUUUCUCCGCCCCCACCGACGUCGUGGCUCCGCCUUCACCCGCCGAUGAUGCUUCCAAGAAGAUCAGAAAACCCUACACCAUCACUAAAUCCCGCGAGAGCUGGUCCGACCCCGAGCAUGACAAGUUCCUCGAAGCACUCCAACUAUUUGACCGUGACUGGAAGAAAAUUGAAGCAUUUAUAGGAUCCAAAACUGUUAUCCAGAUUCGUAGUCAUGCGCAGAAGUACUUUCUGAAGGUCCAAAAAAAUGGUACUAAUGAACAUCUCCCUCCCCCUCGUCCUAAACGGAAGGCGACUCACCCCUAUCCACAAAAGGCUGCAAAAAAUGUUCCAGCAGUUUUUCAAGUUACGACGUCUUUUCAAACAGCUGCUCUUAGCGAACCUGGAUUUGUACAAGGGACAAAUUCCCUUACACUGGUGAAACAAUCUGUAUCAGAUGCAGCCAUUUGUUCAACAAUCCGUAACCCCAAGGAUUUAAGUAGUUUAUCCCAGAUGGUCAAAGAUGAUAGGGUAUCCACAAGCCAAUCAACAGAUAAUAACUGUUGCAGCAGUAACGAGAGGGCUCUUAAAACACAACCCGCAAACGAAAUACAUGAGCUUCAACUUAGAGUUCUACCGGACUUCGCUCAAGUUUAUGGGUUUAUUGGCAGCGUCUUUGAUCCCAAUACCAGUGGCCACUUGCAGGAACUCAAGAAGAUGGACCCCAUUGAUGUUGAAACAGUACUGCUGCUAAUGAGAAACCUCUCAAUCAACUUGACAAGCCCUGAUUUUGAGGAUCAUAUACGUAUGUUAUCGAGCGAUGAGGUUGAAUCUGAGAAAGAGAACUCAGAUGAUGUCAUAGACACUCUUAUCGAUUGUCAACCUGAGCAAGUCGGCUCACCUUGGGACGUAAACAGAGCAAGUAGUGGGCCCCCACAGCUAUGCCGUUUAACUUAACUUUGUUGGCUGACAAGUAAGAAAGUCGUGCUAUGGCUUUUCAAUCUGAUUAGUUGGAUGUAGCAACAUACACCGAAACUGUUUGAAGUGAUAUAUAGAAAGACACCUGAUUGCGGAAAUGUAACAUAUGUAGGCCUACCAUAUGUAUAUCUGAUUUUUCACAUUUUUUUAUGGUGCAGUGUCUUGUAAAGUUAUAAAAUUGUGUGUAUCCUUGGCCUUCCGUGACACAUUCACAUCUCUAUCAUCGUAUCAUAUUUUCAUCGUA
Messenger RNA from Helianthus annuus (common sunflower), 1487 nucleotides. Its product is annotated as protein REVEILLE 6. Bases 206 to 1222 code for a protein of 338 amino acids. Gene Ontology annotation, molecular function: DNA binding. The transcript has 9 exons. Lineage: Eukaryota; Viridiplantae; Streptophyta; Magnoliopsida; Asterales; Asteraceae. The record is from RefSeq and is a predicted model, not a curated record.